AUGACUCGUCAGGAGAAAGAGCAGACUCAUGCCGAGGCAGAAGAGCACGGGGAGCAUGGACGCACAUCCAUGGGCGAAAAGCUUGAUCAAGUGCUUGAGCCUCACCUGGAUGAAAAGUCAGAUAACAAGCUCGUGGGCAUGCUCAACAAGCGCCACUGGCGCCGAUUUGCAUGGCUCGAAUGGGGGAAUAUUGAUCCUAUCAAGCCGGAAGAGCAGCAGAUGAGACAUCCCUAUGUGAUCGCUUUGAUAUGGGUAAGUAUGAACCUGAACGUGCUCAGCUUUUCGACGGGGAUGGUCGCGCCUGAUAUGGGGUUCGAGUUUCGAUAUUUUAGCUAUACGACAUUAGGCUUCCUUAUCGGAUGGGCCAUUUUUCCAGCAGCCUUUACGAUCUUUGGACACAAACUGGGUAUGCGUCAAAUGGUCCAUGCAAGGUACUCGUUUGGGUACUUUGGAGCCCCUGUACCUGCUCUCCUCACCGCCCUGACGGGUCUGGGCUACGGUAUCUUGAAUGCCAUUGUGGCAGGCGAGACACUCCAGGCCGUAUCGCCUCAUGGGUCGAUGUCCGCCACGGUCGGUAUUGUGAUUGUGACGGUGAUGGCGCUUGCGGUGUCGUUUUGUGGUAUUCGAGUCCUCAAUGUGCUAGACAUGGUGUUUUGGCUGCCUGUGUUGAUUAGUUUCGCCAUCCUGGCGGGCGAGGCCAAAACAGGUCCAGAAGGACUGCAUGUGCUUCCUCAAGAGCCGCGUCCGACGGCGCGCAAUGUUUUGGGUUUAGGUUCCUUGCUCUCUGGCUUUUAUGUGUCCUAUGCGUCCAUGUCGUCGGAUAUUUCGAUGUACUACCACCGCGACCGAUCCUCGUGGCUCUUGUUUGUCAUUUCGUGGAUCGCACUCCUUUUUUCUGCGCCGCCCAUCUUGAUGCUCGGUGCUGCCUUUGCCACGUCGUCGCAGCGAGUCCCUGCGUGGAAUGACGCCGUCAGCAACAACCCAUCGCCUGGGCCGCUGAUGAAUCUCGUGCUGUCGACGCACCUGGGCAACUUUGGCAAGUUUUUGACCGUGCUGAUUGCGCUCUCAGCCGCUUCGAACAUGAUGACGUCCUUUUAUUCCAUUGGCUUGUGCUUCCAAACAGCCUUGCCGCCGCUCAGGAUCUUGCCACGCUUCCUUUUCCCGCUCGCAGCCACAGCGAUUGUGCUGCCACUCGCGAUUGUGGGUCAGACGUCGUUUUACUCCACGCUGAGCAACUUUUUGAGCGUGAUCGGAUACUGGUCGGCCCUCUAUGUGGGUGUCGUUAUAGCCGACUUUGUCGUCAUCCGCCGAUGUCGCAUGUCUUCGUAUGACGUGUCGAUCUGGAACGACUGGCGCCAACUCCCCCCGGGUAUCGCGGCCAUGACGUCGUGCGUGCUCUCCCUCGGCCUCGUGGUCCCGUUCAUGGACCAGGCAUGGUUCACCGGCCCCCUCGGAAAACACGUGGGUGACCUGGGCUUUGAGCUAGGUCUGGCCGUGACGUUUGUAUUAUAUUGCGUAUUGCGCCCUGUAGAGCAGCGCCUCUUCCGGCGCUAG
Malassezia restricta is the source of this 1554-nucleotide messenger RNA. RefSeq names its product permease. Gene Ontology annotation, molecular function: transmembrane transporter activity. The transcript has a single exon. Gene Ontology annotation, cellular component: plasma membrane. Gene Ontology annotation, biological process: transmembrane transport. The record is from RefSeq and is a predicted model, not a curated record. Lineage: Eukaryota; Fungi; Basidiomycota; Malasseziomycetes; Malasseziales; Malasseziaceae. The coding region runs from base 1 to 1554 and encodes 517 amino acids.